UUUCAUCAUCAUCAUCACAUCAGCCAUCCCUUUCUUAUCAUCGCUUUCUCUAUCAAUUUCAGUUUUAGAAAACCGCGAAACUUAUCUUUUUUUUAAUUGAAUAAGCAGAAAAUGGAUGUGAUGACUCAUUCUUCCACGUUCCUUCUGCCCGGCAACGACCACAGCUCCUCUGUUACCUACGCACUUGUCGUCCUUAACCAACGCCUUCCCAGAUUUACUCCUAUUCUCUGGGACCACGGUUCAGUAUCCCUCGUGGCUUUCUCUUUCUUUGCCAAUUGCCUGCCUCCUUGCAUGCGUGAGCGUGACAAAGUUUUUUCUUUUGGUUUUUGGCGGUGUGUAACAGCACAGGUGCGGGUGUGCGCUGAUGGAGGUGCCAAUCGGGUGUUCGACGAAAUGCCUCUCUUGUUCCCCCGCGAUGACGCUCUUGAUGUUCGACACAGGUACAAGCCAGACAUAAUCAAAGGGGACAUGGACUCAAUUCGGACAGAAGUACUGGACUUCUAUACCAACUUGGGGACCAAGGUAGUUGAUGAAUCUCAUGAUCAGGAUACCACAGAUCUACACAAGUGUGUGGCCUACAUUCGAGACUUCGCACCAAACUUGGAUAAAUCGAAUCUCUGCAUUCUUGUAGCUGGAGCACUUGGUGGGCGAUUUGACCAUGAGGCUGGAAACAUUAACGUGCUAUAUCGUUUCUCAACCACGCGAAUAAUCCUUUUAUCAGAUGAUUGCCUAAUCUACUUACUUCCAAGGACUCACUGUCAUGAGAUUCAUAUUCAAUCUUCUGUCGAGGGUCCGCAUUGCGGACUCAUUCCCAUAGGGAUGACAUCUGUGAGCACUACAACAACGGGGCUUCAAUGGGAUCUCACUAACACGGAAAUGAGGUUUGGUGAUCUGGUAAGCACAUCAAACUUAGUCCAAGGUGAAAAGAUAACAGUGCAGUCCAGUUCUGAUCUUCUUUGGACGAUAUCCAUCAAGAAGGUGUGAUUGCAAGCCCUCUUCAAUUAAAGAACUAUAAAGUGAGUUGUAGGUAAUUCUCUCUUUGUUCAUAUCAAAUUACAAUUGGGAGGGAAUGUUAUAUUUUAGGCAGUAUUAGCAUUCUUUUCCGCAGUUACUUGGAAAUCCUGCCUCAAGCCCUAUUAGGCUUCUCCUAUUGUUGAACUUUUCCUUCAGCUGUUUGCAUCAUGACAAGGAGGAAGUAAUUGGAAGACAUUUGCUGACGUGAGGUUUUCAUUGAUCUCCUUCAACACUUUAUCCAGUGGUGACUAGACGUACAUUCACAAGGUGACUUGCUGCAUAGAUUUUAAUGAUACAACCGAAGUCAACUUCUCCACUUCACCGGAAAUGUUGAGUCAGAAAAGGGAAUGUUGAGAAGACCAGAAAUCUACUUCACCGGAAAUGUUACUCUCGGGACGGCAUUUCUUUCUUCAAUAAAAUCCUAAAUGCACCCACACAUUAGGCAACAAUCUCUGAUACAAACUACAAAAGCCAAGGAAAGAACAAAAUCAAUCAAUCAAUCUUUCAAGGUGAAUCCACAUGAGAGUAAAAUACGUUUCCGAGAGGCUGCGCCUGGACAAAAACACCACAUUAAUCCCUGUGGUUUUAAGAUGAUUCUAUUGAGCGUCUUCACAAGGGCAAAAUGCCAUGAACUAACUGCUAAAUGUAGAAAAUUACCGACCAAUAAUAUAUAGCAUCUAUGGGUUUUCUAGCCUCUCUGUGGCGAAAUGCAUCUGUGGGUUCUCACAUGGGUCUUCUAUUACUACGUUUAUAAACUAGAGGGCUCUCAUAUCUGACUGUUCUCUUUCUGUAACAGCAUCGCCAUUUCCAAGUCAAUUAUUAUCUUAUCCUCCCUAUUACUCC
This is a messenger RNA of Populus trichocarpa (black cottonwood), 1857 nucleotides long. Its product is annotated as thiamine pyrophosphokinase 1. The transcript is spliced from 7 exons. Gene Ontology annotation, biological process: thiamine diphosphate biosynthetic process; thiamine metabolic process. Gene Ontology annotation, molecular function: ATP binding; thiamine binding; thiamine diphosphokinase activity. NCBI's taxonomy places the organism in Eukaryota, Viridiplantae, Streptophyta, Magnoliopsida, Malpighiales, Salicaceae. The coding region runs from base 112 to 984 and encodes 290 amino acids. The record is from RefSeq and is a predicted model, not a curated record.